Echinops telfairi (small Madagascar hedgehog) is the source of this 3850-nucleotide messenger RNA. It is a transcript of the gene NYAP1, whose product is annotated as neuronal tyrosine phosphorylated phosphoinositide-3-kinase adaptor 1. Gene Ontology annotation, biological process: phosphatidylinositol 3-kinase/protein kinase B signal transduction; neuron projection morphogenesis. Lineage: Eukaryota; Metazoa; Chordata; Mammalia; Afrosoricida; Tenrecidae. The record is from RefSeq and is a predicted model, not a curated record. The transcript has 6 exons. Bases 1181 to 3715 code for a protein of 844 amino acids.
CAAGGAGAAGGGGAGGGGUGGCCGGGAACCUGGGGCCCUAGGAUGGAGAGGGGAUGCAGCAGGCCAGGUUUGGAAUAAACUGGGGAAGGGGGAAGACGGCAGUGAGGAGGGGCGCCGGGGAGAGAAGUGAGGCCGGGGCCGGAGAGGAGCGUGUGUUUGGGGGAAGGGAAACCAGAGCAGGUAUGGAGGCCGCAGCCCAGGAUAGCUCCGGGGCCAGGCUGGAGACCCCCGGGUGGGACUGAGGGACGCCGCCGGAAGAGAGACACCUGGAGCCUCCACCAUCCUGGAGGAAGAAGAAGGUGAUUUGAGGCAUCAGUGAGGGAAUGAGGCGGAGACCAUUGCCUCUGGAGGGGCCGGGGAUCUGGAUUUGGGGUGGACCGAGGCCCUGGCCCAAAGGGCUGGAGGGGAGAGAGACGGAUAGAUGGGUGGGUGGUAUUAUAGAACCCCAACCUGAAUGUCCCUUACCCUUCCUCCUCCUGCAUCCCCACCCUGCCCUCACCACCUCCCGCAAACCUGGGGGCCCUAGUGGGCUGGGGAUUCUGUCUCCCUCUUCCCCAGUGGGGUGUAAUGUACGCAAGUAGGCCCUGAACAGAACUCCGCAUCUGCAGGUGUGUCCCGGGCUGGGUAGCAGAUCUGGGUCUGUUUGGAUGUCUGUAUCUGUGGGUGUGUCGGGGGGUGCUGAUGGCUGUGUGUGUCCGCUGUGUGUGUGUGUUCUUAGAUUAGUGUUUCCCUGGACCAGCCCUCUGGAGGGAGACCUAGGUGUGUGGCUCUCAGAGGGAGGUUUGCGUGUCUCCAUACGUGCCCGUGUCACUGCGUGGAGGCCUGUGUUUUGUGUCCUGACAAUCCGUCAGCCUGAUCUGAGGCAUGGGUUUGUGACUGGGAACACUAUUGUGAGGGAGUGUCACUCUGGGUCUUUCUGUGUAUCUGUCUGGGAGUCCUGGAGGCUGUGUCUCUGCUUGGUUCCUCUCUCGGAGGCCCCGAGUCAUGUGUCUGUGUGUGUCUCUCUCUCUUUCUCAUUCAUUCCUGACCCCCAACCCCUUCACCCACCUCCCGCCCCACCUCUUCCUUUCCUUGCUCUUCCUCCACUACGCCCAAGUGGAUCCGGGACCCAGGGAGGGCCGCCCCCCGGGCCUGGUGGCACUGAGCAGGGUCCCCCAGCACCCCCCUCCUGUCCCACGACAUGAACCUCCUCUACCGAAAAACCAAGCUGGAGUGGAGGCAGCACAAGGAGGAAGAGGCCAAGAGGAGCUCCAGUAAGGAGGUGGGCCCCGCAGGCCAAGCGGGGCCAGGGACCACCAGCUCGGGGCCCGGGGUCCGCGUGCGGGACAUCGCCUCGCUGCGGCGUUCCCUCAGGAUGGGCUUCAUGACGAUGCCCGCCUCGCAGGAGCACACCCCUCACCCCUGCCGCAGCGCCAUGGCCCCCCGCUCGCUCUCCUGCCACUCGGUGGGCAGUAUGGACAGUGUGGGGGGUGGGCCUGGGGAUGGCAGGAGGGGUCUCACAGAGGACAGCAGUGCCCGAAGACCCCCAGCCAAACCCCGGAGACACCCCAGCACCAAGCUCAGCAUGGCAGGGUCUGGGGCAGAGACGCCCUCCAGCAAGAAAGCAGCCUCACAGAAGCCAGCCCCAGAGAGCCGAGAAUCGAGCCGGAAGGUCCCUCCACAGAAGCCCAGGCGAAGUCCCAACACCCAACUCUCGGUCUCCUUCGAUGAGUCCUGUCCCCAAGCCCCCUCUCCUCGAGGGGGGAACCUGCCCCUGCAGCGCCUCAGCCGAGGGUCCCGAGUAGCUGGGGACCUUGAUGCGGGGGCCCAAGAAGAAGAGCCCGUAUACAUUGAGAUGGUGGGGGAUGUCUUCAGGGGAGGAGGAAGAAGUGGAGGGUGUCUGGCUGGGCCCCCUCUGGCGGGCGGGGGCCCAACCCCCCCAGCUGGCCCGGACUCGGAUUCGGAAGAGAGUGAGGCUAUCUAUGAAGAGAUGAAGUACCCCCUGCCCGAAGAGGCGGGGGAAGGCCGGCCCAGCGGGGCCCACCCAGUGACGGCAGCCUCCCCACCACACCAGCCACCCCACGUACUCCAGCCCCAUGCCCACCGACGUCCAGCUUCCGCCCUCCCCGGCCGGAGGGACGGGACGCCCACCAAGACCACUCCUUGUGAAAUCCCCCCGCCUUUCCCCAACCUCCUCCAGCACCGCCCUCCACUCCUGGCCUUCCCCCAAGCCAAGUCUGCUUCCCGGGUCCCUGGUGAUGGGGUCUCGAGGCUGCCGGUCCUCUGCCACUCCAAAGAGCCAGGGGGCUCUGCCCUAGCUCCCCAAGUGCCUGCACGGGAGCGAGAGACGCCUCCCCCACCGCCUCUGCCUCCUGCUGCCAACCUACUGCUGCUGGGACCGUCGGGCAGGGCCCGGAGCCACUCGACACCGUUGCCACCCCAGGGCUCUGGCCAGCCCCGGGGCGAGCGGGAGCUCCCCAACUCCCACAGCAUGAUCUGUCCCAGGGUGGCGGGGGCGCCGGUAGCCCCCUCUGCCCCGGCUGCCUUGCUCCCUGGGCCCCAUAAGGACAAGGCCGUGUCUUACACCAUGGUGUACUCGGCCGUCAAGGUGACCACGCACUCUGUGCUGCCAGUAGGCCCACCCCUGGGUGCUGGGGAACCAAAGACAGAGAAGGAGAUCUCAGUUCUCCAUGGGAUGCUGUGUACCAGCUCAAGGCCUCCUGUGCCAGGGAAGUCCAGCCCCCACAGCGGGGCUAUGGGGGCAGCAGCUGGGGUCCUCCACCACCGAGCCUGCCUCGCACCUCCCCACAGCCUUCCGGACCCAACCACAGGCUCCCUGGCCCCCCUUUGGACCUACCCAGCCUCAGCUGCUGGGCUCAAGAGACCCCCUGCCUACGAGAGCCUCAAGGCUGGGGGGGUGCUGAAUAAGGGCUGUGGCAUGGGGGCCCCGUCCCCCAUGGUCAAGAUCCAGCUGCAGGAGCAAGGGGCUGAUGGGGGGGCCUUCGCCAGGAUCUCCUGUGCCCAUGUCAUCGCCAGCGCAGGGACACCAGAGGAGGACGAAGAGGAGAUGGGUGCCACUACCUUCGGGGCCAGCUGGGCUCUGCAACGGAAGGUCCUGUAUGGAGGGAGGAAGGCGAAGGAGCUGGACAAAGCCGAGAGUGCCCGGGCCUGGAAUGGCAGUGCCGAGGGUCCAGGCAAGGUGGAGCGUGAGGACAGAGGUCCUGCAGCAUCCGGCAUCCCAGUGCGGAGCCAAGGGGCAGAGGGCCUGCUGGCCAGGAUCCACCAUGGAGGGGACCGAGGAGGGAGCCGUACAGCGCUGCCCAUUCCCUGCCAGACCUUCCCUGCCUGCCACCGCAACGGAGACUUCACUGGAGGCUACCGCCUGGGGCGCUCGGCCUCCACCUCCGGGGUCCGCCAGGCCGCGUUCCACACGCCCCGGCCCUGCAGCCAGCCCAGGGACGCCCAGAGCCAGACCCCCCCUGCACUGCCGCUGCCGCUGCCCCUGCCCCUGCCUCCCCAGCCGGCCCACGAGCGGGAUGGCAAGCUGCUGGAGGUGAUCGAGCGCAAGCGCUGCGUCUGCAAGGAGAUCAAGGCGCGGCACCGGCCCGAUCGCGGGUUGUGCAAACAGGAGAGCAUGCCCAUCCUCCCCAGCUGGCGCCGGGGGCCCGAGCCCCGCAAGUCCGGCACCCCGCCCUGCCGCCGGCAGCACACAGUCCUCUGGGACACUGCCAUCUGAGGAGGCCGUGGGGUGGGGGGCACCUGGACUGAGCAGGGGCAGGACCAUGCCCGGUCCCCCCUGGGAGUCUUGCCUUGGAAGAGACUUGAAGGACCAGGAGAAAGAGCACCAGCGAGACACACACACACACACACA